Messenger RNA from Pipistrellus kuhlii (Kuhl's pipistrelle), 3807 nucleotides. It is a transcript of the gene UBE3A, whose product is annotated as ubiquitin protein ligase E3A. NCBI's taxonomy places the organism in Eukaryota, Metazoa, Chordata, Mammalia, Chiroptera, Vespertilionidae. The transcript is spliced from 14 exons. The record is from RefSeq and is a predicted model, not a curated record. Gene Ontology annotation, biological process: ubiquitin-dependent protein catabolic process; protein polyubiquitination. Gene Ontology annotation, molecular function: ubiquitin protein ligase activity. Bases 536 to 3280 code for a protein of 914 amino acids.
CACCCGCUUCCUCUCCGGGCCGGAAGCUCGGUCUCCCCGGCCCCGCGCCCCCCCCCGCGCCCCCGCUCGUGCGUCACCUCUGCCGACCCGGCGUGCGUGCGCUCACGGCCGCGGCGGCGGCGCCUCCCUCGGCUCCUCCUCGGGGCCGCGCUCGCUCGUCGGGCCCCGCAGCCCCCGGUGCGGACAGGCGGCGUCGGAAGGGGAGCGGCUGCGGCCACCGGCACCGCCACCACCGCCGCGAGCUCGGGCUGAGGAGCGGCUCGGCGCCCGGCGUCCCGGCCUCGGUCUCCGGUUAAAACGCUGAAAGAUCCUGAUUUUAGAAUCCACCAGCUCCUCAGAAGUUUGGCGAAAUAUGAGUUAUUAAAUCUUCGCUCAGACCAAGUUAGCAGCUAGACUGGUGUGACAACCUGUUUUUAAUCAGUGACUCAAAGCUGUGAUCCCCUGAUGUCAACGAAUGGCCACAGCUUGUAAAAGUGCCAGCAGGUUUGUUUUUUGUUUUGCAAGCCUGCUCUGCCUCCUUACAGUAUGACACCUGAUGCUGGAGGGCCGCACUUUCAGAAAUGAGUCAGUUUUUAGUCUUCUGUCUGAGAGAUACCAGUUUGGCAGCAAACUUGGGGUACUUGCCCACAAGGCUGUGGAGACCAGAUCGCCAGGAGAAGCGCAGUCUGACGACACUGAAGCCAGCCGAAUGAAGCGAGCAGCUGCAAAGCAUCUGAUAGAGCGCUACUACCACCAGCUGACGGAGGGCUGCGGGAGCGAGGCCUGCACGAACGCGUGCUGCGCUUCCUGCCCGUCCUUCCUGCGCAUGGACAACAAUGCGGCCGCCAUCAAGGCCCUCGAGCUCUACAAGGCCAACGCCAAGCUCUGCGACCCUCACCCCUCCAAGAAAGGGGCCGGCUCCGCCCGCCUGGACAGCUCAGAGGGGGCCGGCGCCUGCGCGGACGGGAAGGGGAGCAGGAAGGACGGGCCGGCGUCCAGGAGCGACUUCAAAGAUGUGGCUUUCCUGACCGAAGAAAUCGUCUACGAAAUCCUUGAGUUAUGUAGAGAGAGAGAGGAUUACUCCCCUCUGAUCCGUGUGAUUGGGCGAGUGUUCUCCAGCGCGGAGGCCCUGGUGCAGAGCUUCCGGAAGGUCAAGCAGCACACCAAGGAGGAGCUCAAGUCUCUGCAAGCCAAGGACGAAGACAAAGAUGAAGACGAGAAGGAGAAGGCCACGGGCUCGGCCGCCACCACCGUAGCCGCCACCACCACCGUAGCCGCGAUGGAGGAGGACUCCGGAGCCGCCGCCUCCAGAACGGGCGACGGCGCCCCCAAGCCGGGCCCCGAGGAUGUGUCCGUGGACAUCGAGGCCAUCCGGAGGGUCUACGGCAGGCUGCUCUCCAACGAGAAGGUGGAGACCGCCUUCCUCAACGCGCUGGUGUACCUGUCGCCCAACGUGGAGUGCGACCUGACGUACCACAACGUGUACUCCCGGGACGCCAACUACCUGAACCUGUUCGUCAUCGUCAUGGAGAACAGGAACCUGCACAGCCCCGAGUACCUGGAGAUGGCCCUGCCACUCUUCUGCAAGGCCAUGAGCAAGCUGCCCCUGGCGGCCCAGGCCAAGCUGGUCAGACUGUGGUCCAGGUACAGCGCCGACCAGAUCCGGAGGAUGAUGGAGACCUUCCAGCAGCUCAUCACCUACAAGGUCAUCAGCAACGAGUUCAACAACCGCAACCUGGGCAGCGACCGGAACCUCGUCAACGACGACGACGCCAUCGUGGCCGCCUCCAAGUGCCUCAAGAUGGUGUACUACGCCAACGUGGUGGGCGGGGACGUGGACACCGGCCACAACGAGGACGAGGACGACGAGCCGCUGCCCGAGUCGAGCGAGCUGACGCUGCAGGAGCUGCUGGGCGAGGAGCGGCGCAACAAGAAGGGCCCCCGCGUGGACCCGCUGGAGACCGAGCUCGGCGUGAAGACGCUGGACUGCCGCAGGCCGCUCGUGCCCUUCGAGGACUUCGUCAACGAGCCGCUCAACGACGCGCUGGAGAUGGACAAGGACUACACCUUCUUCAAGGUGGAGACGGAGAGCAAGUUCUCCUUCAUGACCUGCCCCUUCAUCCUCAACGCCGUCACCAAGAGCCUGGGCCUGUACUACGACAACCGGAUCCGCAUGUACAGCGAGCGCCGCAUCACCGUGCUCUACAGCCUGGUGCAGGGCCAGCAGCUGAACCCCUACCUGCGGCUCAAGGUGCGGCGCGACCACAUCAUCGACGACGCGCUGGUCCGGCUAGAGAUGAUCGCCAUGGAGAACCCCGCGGACCUGAAGAAGCAGCUGUACGUGGAGUUCGAAGGAGAGCAAGGCGUCGACGAGGGAGGGGUCUCCAAAGAGUUCUUCCAGCUGGUUGUGGAGGAGAUCUUCAACCCCGACAUCGGCAUGUUCACCUACGACGAGAACACGAAGCUGUUCUGGUUCAACCCGUCGUCCUUGGAGACGGAGGGCCAGUUCACCCUUAUCGGCAUCGUGCUGGGCCUGGCCAUCUACAACAACUGCAUCCUGGACGUGCACUUCCCCAUGGUGGCCUACCGGAAGCUCCUGGGCAAGCAGGGCACCUUCCGGGACCUGGGCGACUCGCACCCGGUGCUGUUCCAGAGCCUGAAGGACCUGCUGGCGUACGAGGGCAGCGUGGAGGACGACAUGAUGAUCACCUUCCAGAUCUCGCAGACGGACCUGUUCGGGAACCCCAUGAUGUACGACCUGAAGGAGAAUGGGGACAAGAUCCCCGUCACCAACGAGAACCGGAAGGAAUUUGUCAAUCUCUAUUCUGACUACAUUCUCAAUAAGUCAGUAGAGAAACAGUUCAAGGCUUUUCGAAGAGGUUUCCACAUGGUGACCAAUGAGUCCCCCCUGAAGUACUUGUUCCGCCCGGAGGAGAUCGAGCUGCUCAUAUGCGGGAGCCGGAACCUAGAUUUCCAGGCGCUGGAAGAAACCACAGAAUAUGACGGUGGCUAUUCCAGGGACUCGUCUCUGAUUAGGGAAUUCUGGGACAUCGUGCACACAUUCACCGAGGAGCAGAAGCGGCUCUUCCUGCAGUUCACCACGGGCACAGACCGGGCGCCGGUGGGCGGCCUUGGCAAGCUGAAGAUGAUCAUCGCCAAGAACGGCCCCGACACAGAACGGUUACCCACCUCGCACACCUGCUUCAACGUCCUGUUACUUCCGGAAUAUUCCAGCAAAGAGAAGCUGAAAGAGCGGCUGCUGAAGGCCAUCACGUACGCCAAAGGCUUCGGCAUGCUGUAGCCGGCGGGCAGCCAGUGAGUCCCGCGGGGCGCGGUGUGGUGCCGGCGGCUGUCAGAUAGCGGUGAGCGUAGUCCCCUGCCCGCUCCUCCCUCCGCCCGAGGGGGACAGCAGGUGUCGGCUCCUUCUGUGAACAAAUCCUUUCCUAUUUUUCUGCGUGAAAGUGUUCCUACCCUUUCACUGUAUGUACAGAGAGGUUUUUCUGAAUAUUUAUUUUAAUGGUUGUUAAAUCACUUUCGCUUGUGUUUAUUACUGCUUGAGGUUGAGCCGUUUGAGUGUUGAGAAAACAUGUACCACCCAACGGCUCCCCCGGGGCGCGCCGCCCGCAGACCACGCCACCUUCCAGUAAGUACGCGCUCUCCUGCGUCCCACAUCCACCUCCAAUCAGGAACUGCAUUUUUUUUUUUAACAAUUUGCUUUUGAAACUUGAAGUCUUGAAAACAGUGUGACGCAUUCGCUGCUGUUCUAGUCCCCAAAGAGCUUUCUGUGCAAAACCUUGAAAUCAAUAAAGAUGGAGGGAGACCUCGGAA